Molecule: messenger RNA, 2771 nt
Organism: Musca domestica (house fly)
Lineage: Eukaryota; Metazoa; Arthropoda; Insecta; Diptera; Muscidae
Product: solute carrier family 15 member 2
Exons: 8
Coding region: 662-2377 (571 amino acids)
Biological process (GO): transmembrane transport
Cellular component (GO): membrane
Molecular function (GO): dipeptide transmembrane transporter activity
Source: RefSeq, a predicted model, not a curated record
UUAUUCAUUUUCUCCCAUACCAUCCCACUUUCGUUAAGCUAGAUUGUAGCUUCAUGUAAAUAAGAAAUUCUCAUAGCCGAAUGAAAGUUGCUAACAUCCGAACCGAGAAGAGAUAAUAACAGAUUAUGGUCAGUAGGCGACAGCCAACACAAAAUCAGUGAAAUGAGAACUUUUGUUAAAUUAGUUAGGCGCGAGUGCUGGUGCAAUACGCAAAACAUGACGGAAAAUAAUAAACAAUUUGAUUUUUAAUUAAAACAAUAAACGUUAUUGUUUAAUUACGGCAAAAUAUUAAAAAUAUAAACAUUAAUACAUAUCAAAAGUGACGAAACAGAAAAAAAGAACGACAAGUAAUGUUAGAAAAUGAAAAGUGUUAUGAAUUUCUUUAAACGUUCCCAAUGAAAAAUAUUUAAAAAAACAUAACAUUUUGAAAUUGGAUACCAAAUGCAAAGACAAUUGUAGCCAACCAACCAUUCAAAACAUAGACACACCGUCACUCAUUACAUUUGCGGUUGAGAGCAAGUGCUUUUCAAUACAAUUCUAGACAACUAGCCGAUUUCAAAUAGAAUUUUAACACGGAAGAUUUAUACAUAUAUAUUGUGUUUUCCAUAUACAAUUUACCAAAUAACACAAUUUUAGUUUACACUUCUUGAAGUAAAAAAAAAUGUUUCGGGCCUCUCAAUUAGCCAGCGAGGAGACUUUACCUGCUUUGGGUUUGCUAACAAUAAAAGAUGACAAUGAACCUGAUAUAACAUCACACCUAAAUCUAAAAACCGGAAAACUAAAACCAGGCGGUUAUGGUCUUGUUACCGUCUUACGUUCACAUCGUCGACCCAAAUACCCGAUUGCCAUUGUUUUUGUGCUGAUGACGAAAUUGUUUGAAGCCUUUGCUGCAAAUGGUAUUCGAACAAUUUUGGCUCUGUAUUUGCGCGAUGAUUUAUACUUCAGCGAAAGUCUGUCUACUGUGCUGCUACAUGUUUUCAACUUUUUUGGUCAAUUUUGCCCCAUAUUUGGAGCCAUACUGGCCGAUAGUUAUAUAGGAAAUGUACGAACGAUAAAUGGAUUUUACAUUAUAUAUGCCUUUGGUUGGAUUCUCUUGGUGUUUACAUCACUGCCGUAUGCAGGAGUAUCAUUGAUAUUCCUGGUAUCCGUCUCCCUGCUACUGAUAGCCAUUGGAAAUGGUUCGACAAGGGCAUGUGUCACAUCGCUGGGUGCUAUACAAUUUCAAUUGCCCGAUCAGGCCAAACAAUUGGCCGAAUAUUUUUCACUGUAUUAUUUAAUCUAUUAUCUGGGGAUAUUUUUAAGUAAAAUAAUACCACCCAUGAUAAGGGCCAACACUUAUUGUUAUAAUAAAAAUGAAUGUUAUCCGGCGGUAUUUGGAACACUGGGUUCAUCGUUUUUCAUGGCAUGGAUAAUGUUUAGUUUGGGAAGACUAUACUAUCGACCCGAAAAACUGGCCGAAGAAAGUAUUUUAAUAAAAUUCUAUGGUUGUAUUAAGUAUGCCUUGGGUAAGAAAUGGCGUCGCAAGGCGGAUGAGAAGAAGCCCGCAUAUUGGCUGCAUUAUGCUGUUGGACGUUACGAAGAAUCGUUCGUAAGUGAUGUGGCUAAAGUAUUGAAGCUAGUCAAACUAUUUCUUCCCCUGCCCAUUUAUUUUGCUCUCUUGGCUCAACAAGAUUCCAGCUGGACUUUUCAAGCAUCGCUUAUGAAUACCACCAUUGUGGAUGGCAUAAGAAUACAACCGGAUCAAGCCAAGGCAAUGGGACCAAUAUUUCUAUUCAUUCUAAUACCUCUGUGGCAGUAUGUGGUGCGACCCUUACUCAAAUGGCUUUUCAAAUAUGAACUUAAGCCACUGCACAGUGUUACAGUGGGUGGUGUAUUUUCAGCAUUGUCAUUUAUGUCGGCAGGAAUUUUACAACGUUAUAUAUUUUCGAUGCCAUAUAAAUCGGUUAAUGUCAUGUGGCAAGUGCCCCAAUUCAUUUGUAUGAUGUUGGGAGAGUUGCUGCUUUCCAUACCAGGAUUGCAGUUUGCUUUUACACAGGCACCGGCUUCAAUGAAAUCUGUCGUAACUGCAGCAUGGUUCCUCAAUAAUGCAUUUGGCAAUCUAAUUGUUGUCAUUAUCACCGAACUUAACAUGUUUCGAACGCAAAGUGAUGAGUUUUUCUUCUAUGCUGUUAUGAUGGUGGUAGCUAUUGUUUUAUAUACCUAUCUUGCCUACGAUUAUGAACUGCGGCAAUAUGAAGAAAGUAAUCAGGAUUCAGGUAUGGAAAUAAUUACAGUUGGGAAAAUGCCACUGGAAGUCAAUGGCAAAAAGUUACAUACGGAAAAUAUACAGAGCGACGAAACGCCCAGCACAAGUAAAAGUACACUUAUUAAAUUAUAAUAAAAAGUGUCAACUAUCAAAAUGAGUUUAUGAGUUAGUCGUCGUUGAGCAUUGACCGAGAGCGGACGCAUCUAAGGAGCGUAGAGCAUAUUACAUUUUAAACUUUGUAUUUAUUCCCAGAAUUACUUUUAUUUUUAAAUAAAAACCAUCUUGACAGAAUCAGAAGUGGGAUAAGAACAGAAAUCUACAAGGAAUUUCAUCAUUUUGGAUAAGAAUUGCAAAAAAAUACUCAAAGAGCUGAGAAACUAAGGCGUCAAAGUGAUGUAGUAGUGAAGAGCUCAAUGCAAAGCAACAACGACGACCAAAGGAGAAACCACGCAAAGGCACCUAAACUCAAAAGUUCGAGUGAGUUUAGUGAGAGUGUGUAACGUGCUCAAAGAGAGCAAAGGAGAAA